Messenger RNA from Colletotrichum phormii, 1578 nucleotides. RefSeq names its product Alpha/Beta hydrolase protein. Lineage: Eukaryota; Fungi; Ascomycota; Sordariomycetes; Glomerellales; Glomerellaceae. Bases 293 to 1219 code for a protein of 308 amino acids. The record is from RefSeq and is a predicted model, not a curated record. Gene Ontology annotation, molecular function: hydrolase activity. The transcript has a single exon.
CUUGUCAGACAGAGAGAUCUUAGCGCGCGCGCGGGGAAAACCGACACUUGGCCGUGCAAGAUGAGUAAACGCACAUGUACGUACGUGCGUCACAUCGCCUUUACUCCGCGUCAAAUAGUAGCGGCAUGUAAUCGCAAAGGGCGUCAACAACCAUCUUUGAUAUUAUAAAUCACAGCAAACCGCCUCACGUUCAUCUACAGAAAAGCCAAAGACGUGAAUAAAACCAAAGCUACUCUAUCCUACCCCAACUGUUCUAACCUCUAGGGCACUCAACACCAUAGACCAAGAAAUCAUGACGACCUUUGAAGGCUUCUCCCCCUUCACAGUAACAACCCAAACCUCCCCCGACGUCGUAAUCCACGGCAUCAAAAGCGGCGACGCCUCCUCCCCCCUCCCGCCGUUACUCCUCCUCCACGGCUUCCCACAAAGCCACCACAUCUGGCACAGCGUCGCAACCGCCGUCAAGGACAGGUACACCGUCGUGGCGAUCGACAUCCGCGGCUACGGCAACAGCUCGAAACCAGAUGGCGUAGCCUCCUAUGCCAAAUCCGCCAUGGCUCGAGACUGCAUCGCCGUCAUGGACUCCCUCGGCUACAACGACCACACUCCAUUCUACGUCUGCGCCCACGACCGCGGCGCAAGGGUCGCGCACAAAUUAUGCGUAGACAACCCGACCCGCAUCAAAAAGGCAAUCUUCCUAGACAUUUGCCCCACGCUCGUAAUGUACAAGACCACGAACCUCGACUUCGCCAAGGCAUACUUCCACUGGUUCUUCCUGAUUCAACCCGCCCCCCUCCCGGAAACACUCAUCAACGCCGCGCCCCGCCGGUUCUUGGAACUCUUCAUGGGCGGGCGGCAACUCAACAAGGGCCUAGAGAUUUUCAAAGAGGCGGACUUGGAGUUUUAUGCGCAGGUCAUGGGGCAGCCGGAGGCCGUGAGCGCCAUGUGCAACGACUACCGCGCGAGCGCGACGCUGGAUCUGGAGGAGGCGGAGGAGGAUUUGCGGGAGGGGAGGGUGUUGAGGACGCCGCUUGUUGUGCUUUGGGGGAGGCACGGGGUCAUUGAGAAAUGUUUUGAUGCGGUGGGGGAGUGGAGGAAGGUUGCUGGGGAAGGGGCUGAGGUCGAGGGGAGGAGUGUUGAUAGUGGGCAUUAUAUUCCGGAGCAGGCGCCUGAGGAGGUUGUUAAGGCGAUUGAGGCGUUUUUUUGUGCGAGUUUGUAGAUGUCGUUGAGGUUCGGAGGAAGGCCUUCAUGACGUGGGAUGGGCUCUCUGGAUUGGGGCAAAGGAAGAAUGUACAUGUUUUGGCCUUCCGUUUGGCAUUCGCAGCAAGAUAUUACGCAUAAUGAACACACGAGGUGAUGAAGGUUACUCGCGAUGUGAUCAUUUUUCUUGGUGAAAGUGGCAACAGUGGUGAGAGCAAUGGUAGGCCUGGCUGGCAGUGGCACACACAGUCCUAUGUCCUAGCCAGGCAGUCAAAUUACCUAACUGCACUCAAAGGUGUUUGUUUGCCUUUGGUUUCAACAAGGAAGACAGGCAGGCAGCUGCUAGUUCACAGUUGGUUCACACACCUGAGAUGCUGG